Molecule: messenger RNA, 2235 nt
Organism: Girardinichthys multiradiatus
Lineage: Eukaryota; Metazoa; Chordata; Actinopteri; Cyprinodontiformes; Goodeidae
Gene: mapkapk3
Product: MAPK activated protein kinase 3
Exons: 10
Coding region: 422-1660 (412 amino acids)
Biological process (GO): response to cytokine; toll-like receptor signaling pathway; peptidyl-serine phosphorylation
Cellular component (GO): cytoplasm; nucleus
Molecular function (GO): mitogen-activated protein kinase binding; calmodulin binding; ATP binding
Source: RefSeq, a predicted model, not a curated record
GGUGCUUAAACAAACAGUGACAGCGUCUGGCCAUGUGAAUUUAACUAGAACUCAAGAUCAACGGGAAACUGAGCUCACCGGGGCCAACAGAUGAUCGCUCUUUAAAGGAUUUAAAUGUUCGCUUUUAUUUCUGGUGUGUUAAAGUAAUCAGUGAGGGGACUGGCCUGGUCUGAACAAUUUGAAAAUAGGCGCGCAGUUGAAGGAAAUAUUAAAGACCGCUCUACGACUAAAUUAGAAAUGAGAUCCGCCUUAUAAAGAUAGACAGCGUGGAUUUUCGUGGAGUGUUUCCAGAGGAUCUAUUGUCCAGGAUAAACAAAUGUUUGAUUAGUGGUUGGGUUCGGAACCUCUCAGCUUUACGCGAUUAGCGAGUCAUCAAGUAACUUUGGUGAUUUACUCAGAUUCGCUCCAGGUUGGUGUGAUCAUGCUUCAAAAUGGGAGCGGGAAGGAAAAACAGCCACAGUCAACAAACACCGAUGGGUCCGAAUCAGAGCCUCCGGCUGGCAACCCGAAUCAACAGCAGCAACCUGCGCCCCCAGCCGAAGAAAGGAAGGGCACAGACCCUGGGUCCACACAUUUCCCUUUGCCCGCUUAUCCCAAAGUGGAUAUAAAGCGCAACGCAGUGACUGAUGACUACAAGAUUUCCAGUCAGGUUCUGGGUUUGGGGAUCAACGGCAAAGUUCUGGAGUGCUUCAAUAAGAAGACUGGAGAGAAGUGCGCUCUGAAGAUUCUCUACGACAGUCCUAAGGCAAGACGAGAGGUGGAGCUACACUAUCGGGUCUCAGGAGGGCCGUACAUUGUUCGCAUCCUGAGCCUGUAUGAAAACAUGCACCACGGGAAGAAGUGCCUCCUCAUCAUCAUGGAGUGUAUGGAAGGGGGAGAGCUGUUCAGCAGAAUCCAGGCCAGAGGAGACCAGGCCUUCACUGAAAAAGAGGCGUCUGAGAUUAUGAAGGACAUUGGCACAGCUAUUGCCUUUCUUCACAACAUUGACAUCGCCCACAGAGACAUCAAGCCAGAGAACCUGCUUUAUACCACUAAAGCUAAAAACGCAGUUCUUAAACUGACAGACUUUGGAUUUGCGAAAGAGACAACGUUACAUAACCCCCUGCAGACCCCUUGCUACACACCGUACUAUGUGGCUCCUGAGGUUUUAGGUCCAGAGAAGUAUGACAAGUCAUGUGACAUGUGGUCUCUGGGCGUCAUCAUGUACAUCCUGUUGUGUGGCUACCCUCCAUUCUACUCCAACACCGGUCAGGCUAUUUCUCCAGGAAUGAAGAGAAGGAUCAGAAUGGGCCAGUACGAGUUCCCUAAUCCAGAGUGGUCCGAGGUGUCGCAAGAAGCUAAAGAUCUGAUCCAACAGCUACUGAAGACGGACCCGAACGAGCGAAUGACCAUCACUCAAUUUAUGAACCACCCCUGGAUCAAUCAGUCCAUGAUGGUUCCCUCCACUCCGCUCCACACCACCCGGGUCCUGAAUGAAGACAGAGAGCUGUGGGAGGAUGUGAAAGAGGAGAUGACCAGCGCCUUAGCAACCAUGCGUGUGGACUACGACCAGGUGAAGAUCAAGGACCUCGACACAUCCAGCAACCCUCUUCUCAACAAGAGACGCAAGAAGGCCGCUGCGGGGGCCAAGGGCGGGUCCAAUGUCUGCCAAAGUCAGUGAGAUGGGCAAGAACCUCUGUGGAAAAUCCUGACUGAAUGGUGUCGGUGAUUAAGAGAAGCAGCUCUAGAUGAGGAGGAGGAGGUGUUGGCUGAAAUUAGUCUGAGGGCUGGUCUGGAGCUCCGACAGAGACUGGAAGUUAAAAUGUGUUCUGAGAGGAGGGAACAUAAAAGGGGAAUUAAAGCUGGACAUUUCUUCCUGUCAGCUGUAGAAAUCAACAACUCUGCUCACUGUGGGUUUAUCUUUGUUAAUUAUUUGUUAAUUAUUUUUAUCCGUGCGGUUUUUAGAGCUAGAUUGUUUAUAAGACUGUCUGUGUGCAAACAUGAUAUUUUUUGUGCAUUUGAAUUCUGGAUUGCCUAAAAUUUGGAGCUAUUGUGAAGGAAACAAACUGCACAGAGAGAGCGACUGUGAAGUACUCCUUGUUGCCUGUGUUGUCUUUUUGCUGCUUUCCUUUUAGAAUUAAAGCACAGUCUCACAUCGACUGUCUUAUUAUUAACAUGUAGCCUCCAUACUGACCCAUAGUUACAUCUGAAGGAACGUUUUUCACUGAAGCAGCAAUAAACAUGGCAUCACAUUCA